AUGGUCUCCGAAUUGCAGCGCCAACUGGCGCUGCAUCGGCAGACCCGCGGGGUCGGGUCUUCGUCUGGUUCGUGUUCGUCCGCUCGCCGCAUUCAUUCUGCGCCUUCUCUGCUUUUCGAUCCUCGAAAAGCGGCCUCCGUGGAGCUCUCCACGCUGCGAGAUGUGGCUCUGACGUCUCUCCAGUCUCUCAUCCGCCGCGAUCCCCUGGUGGAGGUCCUCGAGCCCCUCUUCACUUCCACGGCUGGCAAACAAGAGGCUCCUUCGGGGGCCGCGGUCUCCCGCGACUUCCUGACCGCUGAACAGGCCCGACGUGUCGAUCGGCGCGUGGCGCUCUGCUGUGACCUCCUCGGUCCUUUUUUCCUGCUUCAAGACGCGCAGUAUCUUCUGGAGUACCUCCUCCGUCAAUAUGCAGUCCACAAACACAACCAGGAUGCACUUCUCGCCCUCGCUCUGCCCUACCAUUCCUCGCCGGUCUUCAUCCGGCUCGCUCGUCUCCUCUCUAUUCCUCCGCAAUCUCCGUGGACGUUUCUGGAGCGCAUGAGGACCUCCGGCGCCCUUCUGCAACGCAAAGACCUAGUCAAAAUCGUUCUGUCCUCGCCGUUCCUGCUGCAGUUUGUUGUGAGUACCGUCUCUCGCGUCUCGUCCCCUCUUUCCGCGGCACGCCUGAAGGAGGCUGGCCUCUCGCUGCCCUCUCACUUACGGCGCAACAGUGCGCAUGCGAACGCCGGCGCAGACGAAGCUUCCUUUUCUCUUCUUCCUGCGCAGAAUACGCCUCUCCUGUCCUUCUUCACUCUGCUCGUUUCGGAGGCUCUCGUUACAGCGCCUUCGCUCGCGGCCGUCCGGUCUCUCACGCCAUGUCUCCUGCCCUUCCUCUUGUCCACGCUGCGCCCCGCCGCAGCUGUACGUACGCCCGAGCUCCAUGCGGCGAGCAUGACCGUUUUCACUCAACUUGCCUCGCGGGCGCCGCUUGAGCCUCGGAUUGUGUCGGCGGCCCUGCAGCAGUUGGCUCAGACCCUCGUUUUUUCCUCCAAGGACGACAGUCUUCAGCGCUUGCCAGCUGCGAAGGAGAACGAACUCUUCUCGCUUCUUGUUGUUCUUGCCGAAUCGCAGUCACUCGCGCUGCAAGGCACUCUGCCAGAGGCCGUCACGCGGCGCCUCUCCAAAUGGCCACGGCUGGCUGACGCCCUCCAGGAGGUUCUCUUUGUUCAGCGCCUCGACUGCGCGCCCUUUCUGCGGGCGUUUUUCAAGUCCCUUCUGUCCUUUUUCGUUUCUUCGGCCGGCGACGAGUCGUUCUGUGCCUUCUCGGCGCUGCAAGAGCGUCUGCUUGCGGCGGCGAAGGCGGUCUGUGCGGCCUGCGUGGCCUCGGGAGCGCGCCAGGCGCCUCUCCUCUCUCACUCCUCGCUCUCGCCGUCUUCCGGCGCUUCGCGCCGCUCUCAGGAGGUCUCUUCGUCUCUCAUCGUUAUUGCGCUGACUCUCUUUGACAGCUUCGCGCGCACGAGCCAGCAGGCGCAGCGCGCCGCGGCGGAGACGUCGGCGUCUGCUUCUGCAUUCGCGCGCGUGAGGCGCGAACAUCCGCUGCUCUUUGCGGCUCUCUGCCGCUUGCUUCUUGAGGUCGACGCGGUCAGUCCGCUGAGCAUUCCGAAAGCUUUGGCCUUCUUCUCGCGUGCCACCGAGGCCGAGAGAAAGGGGAAGCGAGGCGGCGUCUCAAGCGGCGGCUGCGCGGACCUCGUCUUGCUGCUUUCUCACGUCUUCGACAGCGUGCCGUCGCCUGCGGGGCCUGUCUACGCCAUCCCGGGUGCCGGCGCCGAAGAGACACGAAAAACUCUAUCGAGAAUGAGAGGCGAAGGCCUCUCUCUGUGCAGCGCGCUGAUGGCGGACGAGGCUGAGCUCCGCAGAGAGGGCGUCCGCGGCGCGCUGGCAUGCGUCAGGCGACAGGAGGCGGAGAGCGGGGACAGGAGGGGACGCGAAUGCCACACGCGCAGCGAUGAAGAGGCAGGAGAAACGGACGAAGCUGGAAGCCAAGCGCGAGCCGCUGACAGAGGUGCACUUCUGGGUGAACUGCUGCUUGACAGACUCGAAGACGAAGACUCCACCCUCGUCGUUGAGGUCGCUGAAGGCAUGGCGACGCUCUGCAGCGUCCUGCCGCCGUUCAUCUGCCUGCACCGCGCCACGUCGCUGGUGCUGGCGAACUUGGAUGCGCUACUUCCCUCGCCUCUGGCGGCAGUUUCGUUGCACCCCGCGGCGGCUCAAGCGACGCAGGUUUUCCUCUCCGCCGUGUUGGCAAUGCCUCGUUUGCGCGAGGUGAUGCCUGCGCUGCUACGGGCGUGUGCAGCGAGUCUGCGGCACAGCGCAGCGACUGAAAAAGAAGACGGGGCAGAAGCAGAGGCAGCGAGGCGUCGCGAACGCUUUGCAGAAGAAGUCGUGGUUCGCCGGCUGCUCCCCGUGGCCCUUGCGCUGGCCUGGGGUGCCCGCGCCCAGGAAGCGGACGCGGAGACGGCGGAGACCGACGACAACGAGGCAAACGAGGCGGCCGACAACGGGGAGGUCAGCGCGCCGCAGGCGAGGCGAAAGGCGCUGUGCGAGCUCCAGGAAGCUGCGAUCGACGUGUUGAACGCAGUGGGGCGGAGAAGUCCUCUUGAAGGCGGCAGCCUCGAGAGCGAGGGGUCCAAGCAGUUUGAGACGCUCACGCGCUGCAUGACCCUCAGCAGACUGGCGAGCUCCGCCUCGCUCCGCUCGCUGGCUCAGUUGGCCCUCUGUCCGCUUCCGCUGCCUCCGCCGCCAGUCUCCGCGUCCGCGGCGACGCCCGGCGGCGUGCUGUCUGCCGCGGCUGUCGAGUCGUUUUUGGAGAGGGAGGCGCGCGCGGUGAAGGAGCGAAGGCACGGCCCGCGCCUCGCGAAUGUCACUGGCUUGUACACCGCCGCCGGUCUUCUAGAGAUCGCAGGCGCCGCGCUGAUGCCCUCCUCGACGGCCUCGCCGGCGUCGUCACUCCCUGCUUGGACUGCGCACGCGAUGCAUCUCUGCGAGGAGCUGCAGCGGCGGCUCUCUGCAUGCGCCGACGACGCCACGGAGGGCGCUCUGGCUUCCAAGGGAGGCAGCGAGAGGCCAAAAGCGUCCGCCGCGGCGUUCCCUCGAGCCGCUCGCGCCGCGGUCAAGACGGUCGCCGCGGGCGUCGCCUCGCUGCUGCUCGCUCGCGGGCCGAAUCGUGAAGGGGACGGCAGCGGAGGAGUUGGGCGCGGGGCUUUGAAACCGGCAGUCCUCUCGAGCUUCUUUACCGGCGAAGGGCACGACGAGGCGGGCCGAGGAGAAGGCGAAGAGGGCGACGCGUGUGAAGGGAGACUGCAGAGGUCCUUGAGGCGCCGACUCUUGCUGUUGGCCUUCAGCGACGUGGCUCUCUUCGCGCCGGUCGUUCAAGCCUUCCUGGAGUCCUUCCGCGGCCGCAGCCUGCUGUUCGUUGCACUUCUCUCGCAGCUGCUGGCGCAAGUCUCCCUCCCCACGCGGCAAAGAAAAGCAUAUGCGACGCGAGGAAUCACCCAGGCGGGCGCCGAAGCGGGCCUGCAGCGGACUGAAGAGGAACAGAUCCUGGUGGAGGGCGACGACGAGCAAAGGAUCGACGAGACCGAGGCGCCCAGCGCCGAUGAGGACGGAGACUGCGCGGCCCUCUGGCUCUCCUUUUCCUUCCUCUCAGGGUCUGCGUACUCGGGGGAAGACGCGCCGCGGCUCUCAGCGACCUUGAGACAGCAAAUUGAAGUGAAUCUGCUUGACAUGUCGCGCGCACUUCUGGCGCAGGCGGCGCGGCGGCAGGUCUCCAAGAAGUCGCUCAAAGCCGCAGGCAGUGAGAGCGCAGCGAGCGGAAAGAAACCUGAUGGCGAACGCGGCGCCGAAGACCGGACUGCGGCGGCGUGCGUCGGCAUUCUCACGCUCCCGCUUUGGCUCGCGGUUCACCACAAAGCGCAGCGACGCGAAGUGCGAGAGGCCGUCGUUCUGCUGCUCAAGGAGCUCGCUGCGCUUCUGAAACUCGACAAGGACUGGCAAAGCUCCGACCCGCGCGCCGGAGUCACGGCGGCUUGUCUGCAGGCCUGGUGGACGCGCUUGGCGCCUCUGGGUCUCCUCAGGGGCAGACCGGCAGACCUCAAGGCAGGCAAGGGGGAGAAGAUUCACGACGAACUCACGCAGAACGCCGACAAGUUUGUUCAGGCUGCCUUGACUUCCGCGUCGACUUCCUGCGUCGAGUUCCUCUCUCAGUUCCUCUCGCGAGCGGCCUCCAGUGCCCUUGCGCCCGCUGCGUUUGGCGCUGCGGUCGCUGCGUCCUCCGACGCGGUCGCUUCGUUCUUCAGCUUUGCUCUCGCCUUCCUUCUACCCGAGGGCAGCGCACAGGAGUAUUUCUCGAGUCUGCUUCUCGAGGCGCCGGCGGGCCUGCUGCUGACGGCGCUGCUUCCGGCUCUAGGCCGCGAAGUGGAGAUGUUCGUGGUGCGCGUGAGCGCGCACGCAAAGCCGCAGGAAGAAGCGCAGGGUCAAGGGAAGCGGAGAUCGUCCGCGCAUUCUUCGCCUCUGGCUUCACCUUCGUCCUUCUCUCGGCCCUCGCCAUCCGCCGCGUCGUUAUCCCCGGUUUGCGAGGCCUCUGUCUCUGCUUCCCACGGGUUUGGGGGUGUCUCGCCUCUCAUUGUCUUCGCCUUGCAACUACUGACUCAACUGGGCGCCAACCAAGCCUCCUCACCUCUCUACGCUCUCCUGUCCGCAGUCGAUUCUGACGGGCGUCGCCGCAGCUUGUGGUCGCUCGCGCCAGACUGCAGCGAGAGCCUCGUAUGCAGCGUUCUGCUGCCUUUCAUUCGGCUCCUCUGCUCCCCUGCGGUCGCAGCGCCGCUCCGCGCCUUCUACCAACGCCCAGCAGAGGAGGCGCCGUCGGCCCGCGUGUCUGAGCGAGCGACGCUUUCGCUGCCUCUCUCCUGGCUCGCCGAGGUCGCCGACGCGGCGGGCGAGCUGGUGGAUGGCGUGAUGGCGUCGGGCAUUCUCCAGGUGAUCUCCGACGAGCUCCGCCUCGAGCUCCUCCUCGCGCUGCUGCGUCUCUCCUCGGCCUCGCCGCAGCUCGCGACCCGCCUCCGACUGCAGGCCUCCAAGAUGGACGCACGCGAGCCCGAGGCGAAGGCCUCCGACGCUUCGGUGGGGGCUCCGCGACCGCAGUCGGAAACGAUGCUUCCGGUGCGCACGCUGCUCAGCCUCGUGGAGGCCGUCGGCGUCACCGAGCAAGACGAGUCAGCUGGGGCACAAGGCGCGCAGGACGGCAGAAGGCAGGGCGCGGCUGUAUCCCAGAAGCGCGGACAGGCAGACGAGGCGACCCGCCCAGUCACGUCGAGGGAUGCAGUCAUCGCCGACUUUGUAGAUGCACAGCUCCAAGGAUACUCAGCAUUUGUGCAGGAGACGGCGCGCCUCUCCGGACGUCACGCACAGAGAGACAAGAAGGUGCGGCGAGCAGCAGGCGACGACAGAAACCAGAGACUCGAGGAGGCUGAUAUCCUUCUCCUGGGCCCGUGCGCGCUUGGCAAACUCCAGGCCGUGCUGCAGAUUCAUCUGGCGUGUGAGACGCGACGACCGGCGGGCGCGGCAGGCGACACCGAUGAGGCGAUGAGGCGCACCCUAGAGAGUCUUCUGAGUGUGUUUGUCACCGCCACGUCGACGACAGGGGCGCUGAGGAUUCUCCGCGCGAAGCAAGAGAAAGCGAAGAAGAGCAAGGCCCUGAAACAUCCCGGAGACGACGAUGAAGUGGCCUCCAUCAGCGCGAGAUCGCGCGCAGCCGCGAAGCUGUCUCCGAUGUCGUCUCUGUGGUCCUUUCACGAAGCUUCCUUCCGAGGCCUCGCUGCGACCUGCGGUCUUUUGGCUCAGAGCUUGGCGCCGAAGCGCUCCUUCGAGCAUCUUCUCGUGGCGGACGGCGCCACACGCAACGGACGCCUCUCUGAGGCUUCGCGGCGUCUGGACGUGGGCGACGAGUCGUCGCCUUCCUCUCUCCUUUCGCCGGUGCUGCUGGCCUCGGUGCUCCAGGGGAGUUCGGCGGCCGCGGACACUCUCUCGUCUCUCCUCUCGCAAAAGGGCGAGCCGGCGCCGGGCGACCGCCUGUCGACUCUGCAUACCACGCUGAGAGACCUCCUCAAGGCGCUGGGCGAGCUCCUCGCUCUCGCGGGCGUGAGGACGCCCAGAGUCCUCUCGACGCCGCACUUCCUGUCGGCGCUUCGCGGCGCCCUGCCGUCGCUGUUCGCCAUGCUGGACGUUCUUCGCGCGCACUCAGCGCUGGACGCGAGCUGCGACUCUGCAGCAGGACGACACGAAGGCUAUAAGGUGGAAAGCGGAGCGACGGUGAGGAGGGAAGUGCUGCGGUUUGUGCGGACGGUUAUGGAGCCUCUGUGCAUCGAUGUGUUUGUCGACGACGUUCGCGGCAAAGACAGCGAAGGGGCGACGGGGGCCGGGCGCAGUCCUGUCAGAGAAAGUCGGGCGGCCGUCGCGGAACUUGCGGUGGCGCUUGGCGCGGCGCUUGGCAACGACGCGCUCGUCGGCGGAUGCCUCACUAUCCUGGUGCACUGGGAGGCGGCUUUCCUCAAGCGGCGCGGGAAAGCCGCUCAGGAACACGCAGGAAGCGGCUCGGAGGAAGCGAGCAACUCCGAGGAAGCGAGCGACGAUGAGGAAUCCGACGCUGAAGCGGCGCAGUCCGCCGAGGAGGCCGAGGAAGAGGGAGACGACGAAGUGCUGCUGCUGGACAAGAAGGAGAGAAAGGAGCGCGAGAAACGCAUGCGGGCGGGGUGGAAGACGCGGCGCGCUCUGCUGGAGCGGCUGAAAGAGAUCCUGAAGGCGCAUGCAGACGCCCAGGCUGCCUCUUUCUACGGCCAUCGGCUUCUCACGCUGGCGCAACUCGGCACUGGGGCCCUCGUGCUCCAGUGCGAGGCCCGCGAGCGUCUCCUCUCAUGCGGCGACGAAGUCUUCUCGAGGCAGCGCGAAGACGACGCAGCGACCUCGGCAGGCCGCGUCGUCCCGCUCUCGCUCCCCUCCUGCGUGCAGGGCAACGUUGCCACUCUGCGCCAAAGCCUCCUUCAGGGGCAGGGACUGGAGGCGGCCCCCUCCGCGGGCAGCGGCGAUUCGUGCUUCGCUGCGAGGGGGCAGGACGCCGCGAGACUGGCGGAGGUCUACUGCCGCGCCGCAAGCACCGCCACGCUGCUCCUGUACGAGCAGCUGAAGAGCGACGGGCUGCCCGACCUGCAACGCGUCGGCGCGCUCGCGGCUCGGGGCUUCGCACUGGACAGCACGGGAGAAGAAGAAGAAAUGCAGGCGAUUCUCGAGCUUAUCCAGGCGCUGCUCAGCAUCAAGAUUGUGUCCGAGCGCCGCCGCCUGGCGGGCUCGUCGUCCGACGGGCUUCACGCCGGCGGCAAGAAGCGGAGGGGAACCGACGGCAGCGCAGACCGGGCGUACAACAGCGAGGUGCAAAGGAGGGUGUUUAACGAGGAGACGCUUCUCAAGCAGCGAGCUGAGCUUCUUCUCGAAAGCGUCAUUCGGGCCCUGUCGCCUCUCGUCGGCUGCAUGCGAGUCGCUCUCGGCUGCAUGGGAGUUCGACACACCUUCUUCCUCAGUGGAGACUCAGUCGACGAGUUGCGCAGCAGAUUCGAGGCGGCGCGCGGGCAGGCGAAGACAGCGAAAGGCGCAUCGACUGCAGCACCCUUCGGCGCCUCGUUCGCUCAGGACGUUUCGGAUAGUGAACCCGAUGAAGACCAAGAGGCUGACGCGGAGCAAAUUCAGUCGAUUCAUCUUCUCGUUUCUGAUCCGGCCGAGCCUCUGGGCUCGUCACCUGCGCGCCUCUCCGGCGCCGCAUGUCUCCUCGCGACGGGCAAGGCGGCGUGCGCCGCAGCGGCGGAGGCCGUCGCAGAGGGCGACCGCUUCGUGAAGUCCGCGCUUGCUGCGAAGACCACGACAAACAGCGACUACGUUUUCUUCGCGCUUCUGUUCCGCAGCCUCGCCAGCCAGCUCGAAACUCACCUGGGAGCCGCCGCGGGGGCGGACGAUCGCCGCCAGGGCGAGAAGAAGCCGAAGAAGGGCGGCGACAAAUGCAGAGGGGCCGAGGACAGGGCCUGGAAGACGCUGUUUUCUUCAUCGUCGUGGACUGAGGCCUCUUUGACGCCGCCGUACGCCUUGCUGCUCGCGGUCCUCGCGAAGCGCUUGCUGCGCCCCUGUGCGGUCUCCUCCUCGUCGGCUGCGAGCUCCCCCGCCUCCGCGUCGAUAAUGAACGCAGGCAUUGCGGCGUGGCAGUUUGCGACGAAUCUCGCGCGGCUCGCCGGCGGCCACCUGCCUGAGGCCUUCCGCGACGGCUGCAUCCCGUCGGUGCUAGGCACGUGGAAGCGCGCGGCGCAUGCCAUCCCCGCGCUCAGCUCGCUCUCCGCGGCGCCCUCCGCGUCGGCGUCCACGGCUUCGCAAGCGAACCUGCGCAGCAUCAUCUCUCUGUCGACUGCCGCGAGUCGCUGCCUCUUGGCGCUUUCGCUGACUUCGCACGGCCGAGAGGGUGAGAAGCACGUGGGGGGGGUCGGUACGCACGCGGCGAGGAGCCUGCACGCAGCUGCCUUGUUCCUUCCGGACUUCAAUGCGCUCUUCGCGCGCAUCUCCCUCCUCCUGCGCGCGCUGAUGCCGCCGAUGCUCACCGCUGAGGACGGCGUCGAGCCGCGCCUGCAGCUGCAGGACGUCUUCCACCGCCUGUUGCUCAUCCGAGAUCCGCGAGUCGGCGAGUUGGCGGUCUGCCUGGUCGCUGCGCUCCUCGGACUUCUGCAGCGCGUCGGCGCCGAGUUCUUCCUGCCCCAUGUCGGCUCCCUCGUGGAGACGACGCUCCUGAAUCCGCUGCUCUUAUCCUCGCUGUCGCACCAGCAGGCGCUGCCUCACGCCGGCCGAGAAGACGCCGGCGCGCAGGCGCGUCUGCGCGCCCGUCUCGUCGCGCCUCAAAAGCUGCCCCUGGCGCUGCUCAGUCAACUGGGUCUCUCAUGUCUCGACUCCAGCGACGACGGCGAUGCCGCGGACGAGGCAAGGGUCGUGGUUGAGUUCGUCAGGAAGCGCAUGGAGCCGAUGACGUCCUUGGAUGCGUCGCUGCAGCUGUACAUGGUGGACGCGAGCGUCGAACUGCCGCGCGUGCGCCGGCAGGCCAGCAGAGUGUUAGAGCAGAUCGCGCGUCGCAGCGCGUUUGCGCUCUCCUCCUCGCUCUUCGGGAGGAAGCGGGACGUGGCGGCCGCCGCCUGGUUCCUCGGCGCUGGGGGCGACAGGAAGGCAAGCAGCCGAGGCGAUCUGACUGCGAGCGAAGGCGACUUGUGGCGCGAGCAGCACCCCGUCGUGAGCAUCCUCUUCGCCGCGCUGCAAGCGGAGAUCGGCACGUCGAUGCGCAUUCAGGGGGCGAUUUCUCUUCUGCUGCCGUCGCUCCACAACCUCUUCUUCAAGAAGCAGAAAGCGCUCGCGGCGGGCUCGGAGAAUGCGGAACGUCAGCACAAGGGCGUGGAUAAGAAGAGGAAGAAGGCCGUCGACGCCGAGGCGACCGGCGCCAAGGGGGGGGGCAGCGGGGCCCCUCAAGUGUCGCUUUUCUCCACACGCGGCCUCGAAGACUUGCAAGCGUCGCGCACGGUCGAGCUGCUUGGAACGAUCAUCGGUUCGCAGUCACAGGCGCGCGCGGACGCGAAGCGACCAGUGCUUACGAAGCUCAUGCUCCAUCUCGUCCACCUGUGCCUCUCUCGCGCGGAGGCGUCGGGCGAGGCUGCGCCCGAGCGGCUGCGGGCCUCUGAGUGCUUCGCGGAGCAAAUCUACGGAGGGCAAGUUCAAAACGUCCAUCGGCAGCUCCUAUGGGGAUCGACUGGAGGCGACCGCGAAGCGGUGUUGGAGGACACACAUGACGAGGAGGAAGACGAAGAGGACGCUCCUGAACAGUCGCAGCCCUGUCCGUCGAGUGCGAAGGCCGCGGGGAUGAAGCCGACAAAACGGCCUCGGGGUGAAAGCGAAGCUGCUGCCAGCGCUGACUCUGCGGGUGGGCCUCCAGAGGAAGAAAACGGCAAUGCCAUCGCCUCGCCGAUUUCUCUCCUUCAAGAAUUUGAGCGCAGCGUCCGGCUCCUGCCGCCCGCCGCAUUCGCCCCCGCCUGUCUCCACAGGAUGGAGAGCGCGCUUUACUGCGCCUUCCGCAGCUGGAGUCAGAAGCUAAACAUGCAGCAGCUGCAGAGUUUUCUCCUCGCGCUGCUCCGCUCGCUGAGGGGGCCGAAGCGCGCACUCAUGCAGCCGUCAACCGAGGCGGCCGAAGGGGACAGCGACGCCUCCGAGGAGACGGAGUCGUCGGACGAGGACAGCAGCGCGGCGGCGAAGAGGCGGCAGCAGAAAGCGGCUGCCGCAAAGAAACAAGCGUCGUCUGGGGGCGUGGCUAAGGCGCACGCCUCGAGCGAAACGCUGGCAUCGUCUGCGUCCAUCCGAGAGAUCUGCGGCACCCGUCUGCUUGUUCUCUUCUACACCGCCGCCAUCAGAGACUUCGGCUCAGUCGGAGGCGUCGAAGCCUUGUUGGAGGACCUCCUCGCGGACUUUCAGAGUGCCCUGGCGGCCUGCAGAGACCAGGCGCUGGAGCUCGUCGAAUCGACUGACAAGAGCGGCGAGAAGAAGAAGCGAGACGCGCGGCCCCGAGUGCUGGAGUCGGACGCAACGUGGUUCUGGUUCGAGCUCGGCAUGCCCAUUCUGCUGGCCCUUAGUGCAUCGCUACGCAGCUGGAACAAAGAGCUCAGUGGUGCGCUUCCGCCGUCGCUCUUUGAGAGGCUGCUGACCUGUGCGUUAGACGCCGUGGACGUCUUGGGCGUGCUGCCACGGCUCUCGUUGCCGGGGUACGCCGGCCGAGACCGAGACAGCGCCAGCGGCGACGUGGAGCUCCUGAGCGACGUAGAGCUGCGGAAGCUCAACAGCGAGCGAAAGCGGAAGCGGGCGCAGGCGCAGCGCCUCUCCAAGCUGUGGUUCUGCACGCUGCGGUCCUUCGUCACAGGUCUCUUUGAGCACACUUUCGGCGACAAAACUCGGGUCGAAGAACUCAAUUUGAGUUUGCUUGAGAAAGUGCAGAGCUGCGGCAAGGGCAACAUCCGCUUCGCGGCGGCGCGGAUGUACCUGCACCUCUGGAAGCGCCUCGGCCUCGCCAUGGUCGACACCCUCGGAGACUCCCUCCAGACCCUCGUUGAACUUCUCGAAAGCGCCGACGAGGAAAUCGAAAUGGCGACUCGCGAGUUGGUUCGGACGAUUGAGGGCCUCACAGGCGAAUCCCUAGCCGAGAAGCUAAAGGCCUGA
Besnoitia besnoiti is the source of this 11307-nucleotide messenger RNA. RefSeq lists its product as uncharacterized. The record is from RefSeq and is a predicted model, not a curated record. Gene Ontology annotation, molecular function: snoRNA binding. Gene Ontology annotation, biological process: positive regulation of transcription by RNA polymerase I; maturation of SSU-rRNA from tricistronic rRNA transcript (SSU-rRNA, 5.8S rRNA, LSU-rRNA). Gene Ontology annotation, cellular component: small-subunit processome; 90S preribosome; t-UTP complex. The transcript is spliced from 11 exons. Bases 1 to 11307 code for a protein of 3768 amino acids. Lineage: Eukaryota; Apicomplexa; Conoidasida; Eucoccidiorida; Sarcocystidae.